Messenger RNA from Rhincodon typus (whale shark), 1902 nucleotides. Its product is annotated as collagen alpha-1(VII) chain-like. The coding region runs from base 1 to 1128 and encodes 375 amino acids. Gene Ontology annotation, molecular function: serine-type endopeptidase inhibitor activity. Lineage: Eukaryota; Metazoa; Chordata; Chondrichthyes; Orectolobiformes; Rhincodontidae. The record is from RefSeq and is a predicted model, not a curated record. The transcript is spliced from 12 exons.
AUGCCUUCACUUCCUGCCAACCUGUCACAACGACACGUCAUUCACCCCAUCGAUGCGCAUGCCCGGCGCCGGCACCGCUCCUGGCGGAGCCGGCAGUCUGAGCAUGCGCAAUGCCGCCGGACCGCUGUGGGUUCUGCGCACGCGCAGAACCGGCUCCUUUCCAGCGCUACUGCAGAUCCAACUCUGACUUUGAAAUCAAGCCUGCCACCAAGGGUGGUGCUGCUGUUCACUGGCAUACUGACCUUGACAUUACGGAGGCUGAGCACCAGCACUCAAGAUUCCUCCUCCUAUCUCUCCUGGACCAUGACCCCACCAUCGAACAUCAGGAUAUUAUGUCCAUGGCAGUCAGGCUUCCCUGGCGUUGUUGGUCCUUCGGGCCUGAGAGGAGCUGAUGGAAUCUCUGGUCCCCCUGGACCUACGGGCUCACCAGGUCCCAGAGGACCGGAAGGAAUUCAGGGUCAAAAGGGGGAACGAGGCCCUCCUGGUGUGAGCAUUCCAGGUCCCAGAGGAAUUCCAGGAGUCCCUGGAGAGAGAGGAGAUCCUGGUGAAAUGGGUCCUGACGGCCAAAAAGGAGAACAGGGAAAACCAGGAAUGACGGAGGACCAAAUCCGCACGUAUGUGCGCCAGGAGAUGAGCGAACACUGUGCCUGCGGAGGUUUGUCAUCACACUCACUGUCUUAUUCCCGUCAAAUCCCUGUUCUAAAGAUUUCACAUGAGGAGGACUAUGAUGGUGCCAAUGGGAAGGAGCUGAGAGUGGUGGUAAACGGGAAUGACCCUGACUAUGAACAUUUCUAUACAGUGGAAAGCUACAACGAACCAACAGAAGAUUACAGAGUGGAACAGCUCCAAAGCUCAGAAAAAACGCGCGAUAAAGUAGACCCUACAACUGCACCACAACAGGAAAGGUAUAGAAGAGAAGCCGCCGAACAAGAGCCCUGCCUGUUGGCCCUGGAUGAAGGAACAUGUUCCAGGUACACACUGCGUUGGUAUUACCACAGGAAGACAGACAAAUGUCGACCCUUCAUUUACAGUGGCUGCAUGGGCAAUGCAAACCGGUUCCACACACAGGAGGAUUGUGAACAGAGAUGCAAGAACAACAAAGAGCCAAGCAAGCAAAGAAGAAGCUGAAUAAAACAACAAGAAAGAGUCAGAAAGGUGUAAAUUUUUAAUCAUGACGACUGAGCAAACAGCAAACAAGGCAAAGUGGGGCAACGUAUCAGAGUGUAUCUUGUUUGUAAUUAGUGAACUUGGCAUGAUAAUAUGCAAUUGUUUAAAACAAAAGGUGCUUUUUUUUUGAUGUUCUCAGAGUUUCUGAAUUAAGAUGGAAUCUUUAUGGAUAGUUAUUGGACAAACAACUCAGAAAACUGUGUGGAUGGGAAUGCGUCACUUCCCAAAUUCUGUUGUGCAUCACCAACAGGACAGUUAUCACCAUGGUGAUAGAUUGCAAUCAGAUUCACUGUGGAAGUCUUCAUUCGUAACUUUGUUCAAGAGACAAGGCUUUGAAAUGCUGGCCAUUUUUCCAAAAAUGGUGAUUGCAAACACAUCUCCAGCCAGGUAAUGAGCUGGGUUCAACAAUGACCUUUCACCUCUGCCACCCUGACUCCUGUCCCAUUAGAACAUAGAUAGCCUGUGGGAUUCUGGGAUCAUAUUAACCCCCUCUCCCCCACUCCUCCACUGGGAAGGUGCUCAGCACAUAAACGCCACCUUAGGCAGAGAGAAGACAUAGUAGAAAUUGGGAACAUGGGAGUGUCCCUCUCCAGGUUAAAGCACUUUGGGCCAAAGUUUUUUGUCUGUGUGUACCUGUGCUGUGCCCACACACAAACAAACAAAUUAGGGACAGAAGUGAUAGUACGAACUGCUGAUGCUGGAGUCUGAGAUAACACAGUGUGGAGCUGGAGGAAU